Molecule: messenger RNA, 1800 nt
Organism: Cuscuta epithymum
Lineage: Eukaryota; Viridiplantae; Streptophyta; Magnoliopsida; Solanales; Convolvulaceae
Source: the annotation of a GenBank genome assembly
AAUGAACUUUAAUUAAUUAAUCCCCUUCCACCCAAAUUAUACCGUCUUUGUCUUUUUCCAUCUGUGUUUAUUAUUAAACACCUAGAUUAAAAGAUUUACCCUUUAAUGAUCUUUCUCCCUGGCCCUUAUAUAUACCCAAGAACAGAUUUCUGGGGAAAUUCCAUACGUUCCUUCCUCUACUUGUCCAUCCACCAUUCAAUCCAGAAAAAGCCUAAUAUAAUUUAUUAUCGUGUGAAUAUUUAUUCACAUUUAUAUUUUCCGUUUCUGUUUUUGCAUUUGACAGAGCCAUGGCCAGGUUCUUGAAGGUUUCCAUGGUUCUGUGCCUUUUCUGGUCGUUGACCGCCAUGGCAGAGCUUCAGACAUUUUCUCACCCCCCAAAGGGUGAUGGGGGUCUGAGUUUUUUGGUAGUUGGUGAUUGGGGAAGAAAGGGUGAUUAUAAUCAGUCCAGAGUUGCCUCUCAGAUGGGGAGAAUUGGAGAGAAAUUGGACGUUGAUUUUGUUGUAUCAACGGGUGACAAUUUUUAUGACAAUGGGUUGACAGGGAAACAUGACCAGGCUUUUGCAGAAUCUUUCACCAAUAUUUAUACUGCAAAAAGCUUGCAGAAACAAUGGUAUUCUGUAUUAGGAAACCAUGAUUACAGGGGAGAUGCAGAGGCUCAAUUGAGCCCUUACCUUGAGAAAAUUGAUAGCAGAUGGCUGUGUUUAAGGUCAUUUAUUGUGAAUGCAGAAAUUGCCGAGUUAUUUUUUGUGGAUACAACUCCAUUUGUGGAUGAAUACUUUACCUCCCCAGAGGAGCAUACAUAUGACUGGCGUGGUGUAAACCCCAGGCAGACUUACCUCACCAAUUUACUAAAAGAUGUUGAAUCGGCAUUGAUGAAAUCCACUGCAACAUGGAAGAUAGUUAUCGGUCAUCACGCGAUAAGAAGUGUUGGGCAUCACGGCGAUACAAAUGAGCUUAUUGAUCGCCUUCUUCCUCUUCUUCGGACUUAUAACGUUGAUCUGUAUAUGAAUGGCCACGACCAUUGUCUCGAGCACAUUGCUGAUGAUGAAAGCCCGAUCCAAUUCAUGACCAGCGGGGCGGGAUCGAAGGCAUGGAGGGGAGAUGUGAAAGGAAUGAACAAGGCGGGGUUGGCAUUCUUCUAUGAUGGACAAGGAUUCAUGUCUGUGCAAUUGAUGAAGAGUGAUUUAGAGAUUGUGUUCUAUGAUGUUUUUGGUCAGGCUUUACAUAGAUGGUCCAUGUCCAAACAAUUGCUGCACAACUCUAUAUAGCUUUAAUUAUCUAGGCCAUUAUAAUUUGUAGGCUUUGUAUUUUUCUUUCAUUAUGCUGUUUUCUUUACUUAUUUAGAAUAGAUAGAUUGGGCGAGUAUUUGUAAGUCUUUAGACAUUUAUAGUUUUUGUACAUAUCAUUGAGCCAAUUAAGAAGCUGAAGUAGCUGGCAUAGGCAUCGGCUAGCUAGAUUAAUGUAAUGUAUAAUUUAGUUUCUUUUGUGUAGAUUUUUUCACCAAUAGCCUUUUCAAUGAAGUCAUUUUACUAUAUAGAUUAAAUUUUCAACUUGCUUAAGUAAAAGAAUUUGAUCUCAUACUAAUGAAACAUCCUUACAUUAAAAAUAUCAGACUAGUAAAUUACAGUUUCAAUAAAAACAUCCUUAGAUUUUGCUCUCAUGGAUGACACUUCAUUUCUGAGUGCCCAAAACCGACUAGACAAUUAUCUGAGAAGAUGUAAAUUAACCUUUGAUCUCACAUAAAUGAAUAGAGUCUCACUACAUACCAAGUCUUUGCUAAGAGUUGGACUAAAUCUCUUC